CACUUUACACCUAGCUAGCUAGCUAGGUUGUUGGUUGAAGAGUGAAGAUCUGUGACGAGAUGAUGACAACAACUUCCAUACUCUUGUCCCACCUCCGUCGCUCUCGUCCUUACUACUCCCUUCUCCCCACUCUCUUCUCAGUGCAUCAAUCAAACCCAAACCCAAACCCAAACCCAAACCCAAACCCUCUCUCCCCACCUCCCCCCCACACGCGCUUCACUCCCCGCGUGAACCCACUCCUCUUCCAUUCCCGCGCUUUCUCCACUCCACUUGGCGGUGGAGGCGGAGGCGGAGAUGUUCCCCUCGAAGAAGAUUCGAUUCUUCCUGUUCGUCACCUGAUUUCGUUGCUCGAUGCCUACCACGACCUCACUGGAUUGCCUUGGUGGAUAGUUAUUGCUUCCUCUACUUUGGCACUGAGAGUUGUACUGUUCCCAGUACUGAUUUUGCAACUUAACAAGUUGAAAAGGAUUGGAGAGUUAUUUCCUAAAUUGCCUCCUCCAUUUCCACCACCUCUGUCAGGAAAGAGUUAUAUUGAUCAAAUUUCACUCUUCCGAAAGGAAAGAAGAGCAAUUGGAUGCCCUUCAUUUUUAUGGUUCCUUGCAUACUUUUCUAUCCAGGUACCAUGCUUUUUCUUGUGGAUGACUAGCAUUAGAAGAAUGUCGCUGGAUCAUCAUCCUGGGUUUGAUUGUGGUGGUGCUUUAUGGUUCCAAAAUUUGACUGAAUUCUCACACGGUGUUUCGGGCCCCAUCUUUCCUUUGUUGAUUGCUGGCUUGCACUAUAUUAAUGUUCAGAUUUCUUUUGGGACAUCUUCAGUUCGAAAUUUGACUGGCCCACUUGACUUAUUAGCAAAAUUCUACAAAUUCUACUUGGAUUUUUUAACGCUGCCUCUAUUUUUUAUUGGUUACUGCAUUCCUCAGGGAAGUCUAGUCUAUUGGGUUACCAAUAGUUCAUUCAGUGUCAUUCAGCAAUUAUGUCUCAAACAUCCCGUUGUUCGGGCAAAGUUGGGUUUGCCUGUCAAGGCUGCUCCAACGACAGCAGCAAAUUCGGGGGAAAAUUUUACUGCUCAACUAACAAUUAGUGAUUCUCCCACAAAGAAGCAGAAAAUUUCUGUACAGAACUUAUCCCCUAAAGAACUGCUAGCUCUCUCUGUCCAACUUUUAUCAAAUGGGAAAAGAGAAAGAGCAGUUCCUUUGCUGUGGCUGGCACUUGAGAAGGAUCCUGAUUACUUAAGAGCUUUGCUUGUUAUGGGGCAGACAUUAUUGCAGAAUGGACAGCUUGCAGAGGCUACCGGAUACUUUGAGCGUGCUAUCUCCAAGCUUUUCCUUGGUGGAAAUCCAACAGACGUUGAGAAUACUGAUCUUAUAAUUCUUUCAUCUCAGUGGGCCGGUGUUGCUUGUAUACGCCAGGGGAAGUGGGCUGAAGGGAUAAUACACCUAGAAAGGGUUGCAAGCUUGAAAGAGCCAGAUGAUCCAAAGAGCAAAGCCCAUUAUUUUGAUGGUUUGGUAUUGCUGGCAAGUGCAUUAUAUAACGAAGGUCGAAAAACUGAAGCAGCAAAGUAUCUGCGUUAUGCUGCUGCUUAUAAUCCUGCAUACAAAGAGUACUUGGAACAGUGUGAAAAUGACGAGGAUGUUUUUGUUAGUGAUCUUGUCAGCAGUAGGAGAGGAGAUUACUGAUUUCAAGUUUUGUACAAGUCAAAGCAAAUUUUGUGGAUCUGAUAUCCACUUGAUUCUCUUGAAAUUGUAUAUUAGAAUAAAAAUAAGCUUUGGCUAAUAUCUACUUUGAUGUUUAUUUUAUGGCGAAAAUACCAUUUUGUUUCCUAUAUUUAGGGGCUCA
This is a messenger RNA of Quercus lobata, 1833 nucleotides long. RefSeq names its product ALBINO3-like protein 2, chloroplastic. The transcript has 14 exons. Gene Ontology annotation, biological process: protein insertion into mitochondrial inner membrane from matrix. The record is from RefSeq and is a predicted model, not a curated record. Gene Ontology annotation, molecular function: protein binding; membrane insertase activity. Lineage: Eukaryota; Viridiplantae; Streptophyta; Magnoliopsida; Fagales; Fagaceae. Gene Ontology annotation, cellular component: mitochondrial inner membrane. Bases 60 to 1673 code for a protein of 537 amino acids.